GAGACCUCGCCAACUGUCAUGGCGUCUCCCGUGAAGGGGGCUUGGUAGUGGAGAAAGUAGCCGCUGUCAUUUACCUGUUUUCCCCGGUGUGCAGAGCAGUUAAUCCGGAUUGAAGCGGUUUGAAGGAGCGGGUAGUGACCAUGGGGACUGUCCAUGCUAAGGUAAAGUGUUUUUCUCGCGGACAGGUGGUCUUUCCGUGGAUUAGUGGGCAUGACCUCCCUGAGAGCUGCAGACUCUCCUGGACUCGAUGUUCCGAGACUCACUGACUGAUAAAGACGAACAAUGAGGAGAGAAGAACAAGGAGAAUCUGAUUAAAACUGGAAAUCUUUGAGAAUGAUGUAACUCUCCUUCAGAUUUCUACACAAAGACAAUGCUGCGAAUAAAGGCCGGGUGGAGUUUUCACACAAACUGCUUUUUAGGAUUCAGUUUUUAUCGAUUAAAUUCGUUUAACAUUAAGUUAUUAAACUAUCCAGAAGCUGUGAAAAAUGUAAUAAUAAAACACUAAUUUUCAUGAGCUUAAAACAACCAAAAAGUCGCAUUUGGUUGAAUUAAACUUCGUAUUAAAGUCAUUUUCACAAACCUUACAAACUUCAUGGUCUUCUCUCGUCUGAAGUUUCUCACCGUGUGUAAGGUGAAGAGACAUUCACUGGUCGUAGGAGAUCAGACACUGCUGUUAGAGGCCCACUCGUUCACCGUGCCGCCCUUUCUCUCCUGCCCUUUAAAUGCGCCUUACAUAGGGGAGAGUGGGCUAAGAUGAGACAUUUUUUUUAUACUUUGGAUCUCUACAUCAAGUCAGUCCUAGUUUAGUCUCUGACUAGUGGUCAAGUUGACAACAUAAACUGCAUGGACAACUUGGUUCCACCUUUCGCCAGUUUUGAAGCCAAAAAAUGCUCAGGAAUUCCGCGUUUUCUCUCCAUUUCCUGAAACCAACAUUGCGCAGAAGCGUUUUACGCACUCCACCACUUGCGCAGUAGCAUUGUGCGCAUUCGGCGGGAGAGUUGCCGAGGGUCGCUGUGAUGACCAUAGACAUAAUAUACUUAGAUGCUUCUAAAGGUCCUUACACACCAGGGCUGACGCGAAUAAAGAUCGUGAAAUUCCGAAAUAUUCAGUGGCGUAUUUUUUUUUUUAUUCAGCGAUUUUGACGCGCCUGACUAUACACAUCAAGCCCGAUGCGAUUUUGCGACUUUCCGGGGGGGAAGAGACGCAUCCCGGGGAAGACUUUUUGUCCCGCCUCCAUCACCUCUGAUUGGCUAGAAGAGCUUGGAACGUCAUCACACGCUCAAGCCAAACUGUCAGCCAAUCAGAGGCGAUAAGAUAAACACAUGAAACUAUGCUAACAACCGUUAGCUUGUGUUAGCACAGAUGAAAGUUAAAAAAAAGCCGUUUAUCAAACUGUUAAAGCUCACAAACCAUCGUCAUAUGAGAAAUCCGAUGCUAUGUUAUCCUUCAGGUCGUUAUCUUUGUAAUGUUUGUGUAAACGAUCAUAAACAAUCAGCCGGUCCGCCAUGUUGGAUAUACCGGUGAAUCAGACGUCGCAACAACACACAAUCUGAUUGGUCAGAAGUGGACACAGUGUCGAAACUUAAGAAAAAUCGACCAUGAUCCGAAAAAAUAAAUGCCGAAUUAUCGCAGGGCGGGAAAACGCCGCUGAUGUGAACGCUUGUAUUGACAGGUUUGAAAAAAAAUAUUGACGUCCGAAAUAAUUAAAAUACACGAGUCAGUGGAGAACGAGCAACUAUGCCCGUAAUUUCGCACUCUAUGGUUGAAAAAUCCGACGCAGUAUUGAAACCAGAUCAUGUAGGAUUACAUUUCACAAACAGGAUGGAAAAAUCAUUAUGGUUAUUUUUAUUGUGUGACAUUGUCCCGAAUUAUGGCGACAUCACUGCUGUUGUAAAAAAACAACCAGAGUCGGAGAGUUACUGUUAAUAUGGUUGGGCAUUCCUACCUACUGGAGACCACUUCCUGAAAUAUCUGCAGAGACAGGAGUUAGAGACAAAACUAGGAAUGACUUGAUGUAGUGAUCUAAAUAUAAAAAAUGUCUCAUCUUACCCCACUCUCCCCUACUUUUUAUUGUCCUGCCGUAUUGAAGAAGUUUAAAUUUCCAGUUAGGCUCUUAGUUUACAUUUCUGCAUCGUUGGGGCCUGUUUUACAUGAUUUCCACAGCAGCUUUAGUCAGCGUAAAAGUUUUUGAAUUCUUUAAACGACGUCUGACUGAGAUCUCUCCUGACUGACCGUCCUGUGAGAUAAAAUAAAACACAGGAACAUCAUCUCAGACCUGCUGUGUUAUUAUUAUUCACAGCUUUGCUCUUAUCGUUCAUGCAGAGUCUGGAUCCUCUCCCGAUGCAUGGCCGGGACUUGGGGGUGAACCCUGAUGACUUGGUGGAGACUCCGGAGAUGGAGCAGGAGGGCAAGCAGGAGGUCCUGGAGAACAAAGAUGUGAGUGCUGUAAAAAAAAAAACAGUUUGUAGGUUUGAAUUGAUUUAAUUGAAGGUUGGUUUGGAUGUAAACUGUCAAAUGUCUUCACUCUCAGGUGGUGGUCCAACACGUCAACAUUCAGGGUCUGGGGAGGACUAAAGAGGACCUCCUCGGCUACGAGAUCUCUGACGUGUUCAACGCCAAAAACCUGAUCGACGUACGUAUUCAGGAUUUUCUGCACUUUACGGCGUCACAGGUUCAUACCAGGGUACCUGAGCGCUGAGGUGUGUUUCUGUCGUGGUUACAGGUGAUGAAGAAAGCUCACGUGGCCAGACAGAGGCUGCUCCGCCUCGGGAUCUUCAAGGAGGUGGAGGUUCUUAUCGAUACAUCUGAAGGUAAAACAGUCCCAACAGGAUCACAUCGCUCUCUCUUUUUACCUGAACUGUUGUGAUCGUGUGGAUGGACCUUUAUGUGUCUCUCCUCCUCCUCCUCUUUAGGUAAAGACGCUCUGCCAAACGGUCUGGACGUGACCUUUGAGGUGAUAGAGGUCAAGAGGCUGACAGGAAGCUACAACACUAUGGUCGGCAACAAUGAAGGAAGCAUGGUGAGAGAGCCGCACAUUUAUUAUUCAUGACAGUCACAUUUCCAGCUCAGGAUAGAGCGGAGUGCAGAGGAGAGGGAGCGCCAUCUCUGAGAUCCCUCAAGCUUUGGUGUUAGUUCAGACGAGCUGAUUGAAACUGCUCCAGUCUCCGUGCUCUUCCUUCUCCUUCUGUGUCUGGUUUGUUCCUCUUUCUUUGCUGAUGCUCUCCCCGCCUUGGCUUUUCAUGCACAUGGAGCCGUCAGACUGCAGAAUACGACUAACUGCAUGAGAACAGAUGAUCCUCUUUGACUAAAGUGGUCCAGACUGAACAGGAGCAGAUCUGAAACUUUUCCCACCUUUAGGACUUUUAGAUCCAAACUUCUCACCGUCGUAAUCACAGAGCUGUGUCUACAUCACUCUCCCUGCAGAAACCCUCAUCCACACAUUCAUCACUUCAAGACUGGACUACUGUAACAGCAUCCUUUACGGCUCAUCUUACAAACUUAUCAAAAAACUCCAGACCAGGGGUCACCAACCUUUUUGAAACGAAGAGCUACUUCAUGGGUGCUGAGUCACACGAAGGGCUACCAGUUUGAUACACUCUUCUGAAAUAAUACAUUUCCUCAAUAUGCUUUUAGUUAUACUUAAUUAAUAAUCAUUAAUGGUACUUAUCUAUGUGAAGACACUGAUCAGGUUAAUAAAUUUUAGCACAACAAUGACAGCAAAAUGGGAAACAUAUCAAUAUCCACCACUUUAAACCUUAUUUAUCUCAGCAACUGUUCAAUUUUCAGAUGAUCACUUAAAGUACAUCACUGCAUUUACAUAGGAAUUUUCACUUUCACUGCCGCUUUGCCGUCGCCACAGUUGCCCCGCAAAUCAGACACACACAGGUUUCUUUUACAGUCGUAAAAAAUAAUUCCUCCUCCCAUUCGCUGUGAAAGUGAUACGUUUUCUUUCUUUUUUCUGCCAUGUUUCGGGGUAAGAAACUGCAUUCUGCGCCGAUCUCUAAGCUUACUCUCCACGGACACCGGGUUUGUUUUGUCACGUGCACAGUACUGAACUUUGAACUAUAGAAGGUCAGAGUUCACCUAAUCCUCUGUAAACUUAAUAUAUAAUGAACUUAUUUUUAAGAUAUUGUCAUUUUAAAUCAAAUCUAUAUGAAUGCAAGUGUGAUUAAAAAAGAAUAGCAACAGAAUAAAAUUUAAUUUUAGACGCAGCUCACAAUUGAGUUGUGCUAUUUUUAGAAUAGGCCUGCGGGCGACCUGGUGCCCGCGGGCACCGUGUUGGUGACCCCUGCUCUAGACCAUCCAAAACUCUGCCGCCCGCCCGCUCACCCACACCCACUCCAGAGACCACAUCACCCCUGUCCUCCAGAAUCUCCACUGGCUUCCUGUUAAACACCGUAUCACCUUCAAAAUCCUUCUCCUCACUCAACUCAACUCAACUCAACUUUAUUUGUUAAGCACUUUAAAACAACCACAGCUGUACAAAGUGCUGUACAUAACUAGACAAAACAACAAGAUAAAAAACAAUCAAAAAAACAAUUAAAAUAAUGGAUAAAAUAAAAGCAGAAUUAAAAGUAUAGUUUCAAUGUUUUUAAAAACUAAUUUAAAAACAUAGAAACAAAUAACUAAAAACAAACCAUAAAACACUAAAACAGGAGCCGAGUCUCAUGCAGGGUUAAAAGCCAAUGAAUAAAAAUGGGUUUUAAGACGACUUUUAAAAAUGGACAGUGUGUCACCCAUAAAGCUCCUCACAAUCAGGCCCCCUCCUACAUCAGCACCCUGACUCAUCGAACCUGGGGGGACAGGGUCUUCUCCAUUGCCGCACCCUCCCUCUGGAACUCUCUGCACUGAGUGUCCCUCCUUCAAAUCCCUUCUGAAAACCCACCUUUUUAAAACUGCUUUUAACGUGUGACUAUUUUACCUAUUUAUAUUUAUUCUUAUUGCUAUAUUCUAAUGUGUGCUUUAUGUAAAGUGUCUUUGAGUAUCAUGAAAAGCGUUAUAUAAAUAAAAUGAAUUGUCAUUAUUAUUAUUAUGUCGUCCGACAGGUACUCGGUGUGAAGUUGCCCAACAUGCUGGGUCGAGCUGAGAAGCUCACCUUCCAGUUCUCCUACGGGACGAAGGAGACGUCAUACGGUCUGUCCUUCUUCAAACCUCAGCCGGGACACUUUGAGCGCAAGUAAGUGAGACGCACGACCCCUGACCUCCUCGAACCCUCGACUCCCACCGUCUGUGUCUGAGUAGAGUGAAAUAAAUCCAUAAAAGAAGAGCAGAGGUGAAACCUGCAGCUCUGAGGUCGUGUUUUUGUCUAGUUAGUAAAAAUAAAAACGGUCCAAAUACGCGGAUGUUUCUCCUUUAAUGCUGCUCUGUCUGUUCCCUCAUUUUCAGCCUCACUCUCAACCUCUACAAGGUCACCGGUCAGUUCCCAUGGAGCUCCUUAAAAGAGACCGACAGGGGCAUGUCUGCAGAACUCAACGUAAGAGGCUGAGUGUGUGUUCAGAGAGAGUGAGGGUGAAGUUACAGACGAAACGUUUCUGACUCUUCCUGUCCCGCUGCAGUUUCCUCUGGGGGUGACUAACCACACGUUGAAGUGGGAGGGCGUUUGGAGGGAGCUCGGCUGCCUCGCUCGCAGCGCCUCCUUCGCCGUGCGAGAGGAGAGCGGACACUCGCUGAAAUCCGCCCUCUCGGUAAAAACCAGAUCUAGAUCCCCCCGCUCUGAUUCGUCUAAUCUGUUUCCUGUUACGGUAUCAUGAGCUCCUGUCGUGUUUGUUUGCAGCACACCAUGUCGAUCGAUUCGAGAAACUCGGCCAUCUUCCCCAGCAGAGGUGCCUUACUGCGGAUCAACCAGGUGAGUGUGUGUGGGCGUGUACAAAUCCUGUCAUCCUUUCUCUGGUUCCUCGUUUUUCGCAGCAGCUCAAAGAUUUCACUGACGAGUUUGUUUGUUUGUUUGUCCGUGCAGGAGCUGGCCGGGUACACAGGAGGAGACGCCAGCUUUUUGAAGGAAGACUUCGAGCUGCAGCUGAACAGACGACUCUUCUGGGACUCAGUAAGACAGAAAAAAACUCGCCGAAGUCCGUGUUUAACCGAAGUCUGUCUGAAAACUGUGAAUCAGCUGAGCUUUAGUGGUUGUUUUUGUUCUUAAACUUCCUGUCAACCCCCUCAGGGCGACUCGAGUACAACUUCAUCUUUGCAAACUGAAUCUAUUUGUAGUUUUUAGAGUCGCAUUAAAGUUUCAUUUGCAUCAAGAAACCAGCAGGGGGCGACAGAGCAGCACAGGAUGAGUUUGUCCGCUCACUCUCUGUCUCCUCAGGUCUUGUCUGCGUCUCUGUGGGGCGGGGCGCUUUAUCCAAUGGGAGGACAGCCGUCCUGCAUCGCCGACAGGUACGCCUUCAUGAUGUUUUAACGUCAUCUGAAAAUUUAGUUAAAUUCUGAUUCUGCAGAAACUCGGAGCGAACGUUUAAUCCAAGUUUGUUUUCUUAGGUUUUACCUCGGCGGUCCCACCAGCGUUCGAGGGUUUGGGAUGUACAGCAUCGGGCCACAGAGCGAAGGUGAGAAAAAACAUGAAAAUACAGUUUCAGCUGCAGGUUUAAUGAAAGUUUCCUGCAGGUCUGGACUCUCAUAUCGGAGUUUUUUAAACUUCUCAUCAUGAAGCUAAAAAACAGAAAAAGAUUUUGUUUGUUUUCGUUCUCGUUUCAAAAUAAAACUCUGAUUUUUUUGUCGUUUUUAAACCCAAAUAUAAAUACUGCAGCUUCACUGUCUGCAUCAAACUUUCCAUUUAAGUUGAUUUGCAUGAAUUUCACUCAUUCAUCCUGCUGCACCCCAAACCUGGAUCUCAAACCGACCCAACGUAGGAGGUGGGUGACACGACGAGGAAGUGUGUUGGUCCCUCCCUGUAGGUGUAAAUGAAACAGCACUGACCUGAAAACAACCUAAACACGGGUGUCAUGGCGGCGUGAUUAAGACAGGAAACACAGAAAUGCAACGUUCCCCAAUGGAUCCCAGCAGGAGAUCCUCGCUGCAUGUCUCCUGAUGUUUCCUGUCUUCAUCCACAAACUCAGAGCCAUGAAAGAACUCAAACUCAAACUUUAGUCUCACUGUGAGUUUUAAAAAAUAAAAGUAGGCGCUGCGAUUGACUCCUAAAGGUCUGAUAGUCUCUUGGUUUAACCCUUCAUGUGCGUUUCAGGGGAUUAUCUGGGCGGAGAGGCGUACUGGGCGGGUGGUCUGCACCUCUACACCCCGCUCCCCUUCAGACCAGGAAAAGGGGGCUUCGGAGACCUUUUCAGGACGCACUUCUUCCUCAACGCAGGAAACCUCUGCAACCUCAACUACGGUGGGUCAGCUGAGCGCGACACAGACUGAGUAUAAACGCCAAACAAACAAAGAGGCGUCUCUGCUUCACAGGAACUCUUUCUGUUUCUCAGGCGAGGGUCCGCGCGCUCACCUUCAGAAGCUGGCGGAGUGUAUCCGCUGGUCGUACGGAGCCGGUAUCGUGCUGCGACUGGGGAACAUCGCCAGGCUGGAGCUGAACUACUGCGUGCCCAUGGGAGUGCAGAGCGGAGACAGGUGCGCCGAUCUGUACCUCACAGAUAAACGUUAAAGCGCUCAGACACCUCUUUGAUUUUAGGCCCUGUGGUUGUGCGACACACAUCCUAGUCGUUCAGGAGUAGGGUUGGGUAUCGUUUGAUUUUGAACGAUUCCGAUUCCGAUUUCGAUUCCUCAUUUCGAUUCCGAUUCUUAUCGAUUCUCUAAUUCGAUUCUUUUAAAAGGCAGGAUAUCAAAAAGAAAAAAGAAAAAAGAAAAAAGAAAAUCAUGGUUUGAAUGAGGGUGCUAACCGGAGCUCUUCUUUUUGGAUGAAAUUUCUGAACUUCUCCAUGAAUUUUUAAAUCCUAUUAACUUUUUAAGAACUUUACUAUGAAUUUCUCACAGGGCUAUUUUCAACCAGUAUAUAAAUAUCAUUUUUUGUUUUCAGGUCGUUUGUCUAUGAAAAAGUACAAGGGCUAACGUUAGGUGGAUAUUUAAGUUUACUCACCGUACACAGUUCAAUUUCUUUACCGUUUCAAAGUUAGCAGAGGACAGAAGUCAUUUAUUGUUUCACUUGUCUGAUCCUGACUGGUUAGCGGAAGACAGGUGUUGUGCUGUAGAAUGCACCCCUGCCGUAGAAUGCCUCCCCUCCACUGAUUAGCUUCUUAGUGGAAGAAAUAUGAUCUCAUAUUUAAAAAAACACGAGUAUUAGAUCAUGACAACAUGUCAAAUGGAGCAGUAAACUUUCGUUUUGUUUGUAUGUGUCUCAAAAAUGCACACAUAAAGGUGUUCUUGGGUAUAUAAACUGUACAGUAAGCUGUUAAUGUAGAGAACAUAAUAUUCUCAGGACAGUAAAUAUUCCGAAUCAGAGGGCUGUUGUUUUCGGCAUAUCUGAAUAGCCUGAAUGAAAUCAUUAAAGGCACACGCUUUAGGUUCCGUUCAACGGUAAGAAAAACUUGGAUUGUUUCGCCUUGUUGUGUACUUUCAACCGCGCUCCCGUCAGGGGUGCAUUCUACGACACAACACCGGCGAAGCGCGUCAAAGACGAGCACUCGGGUAUUUCUCCUCCAUGAAUCCUGAGGUGUUUAAUCAUGUUGGUCGUUUACCCUCCUUUGCAUGAUAUAACUGUAUUGCUAAUGUUGCAUUGAGAUAAGAGCUCAUUCUUCCUGCUAAAGUUAGCCAAACUUUUGACCAACGAAGAAGAAGCUGCCGAACACCAAUGAGGACGGAGCGUAUGAGACGAAGCCACACAGAGAGAGGAGAGAGACAGAGAGAGAUUGUAACCCACAGCGGCUGCAUUGCUGUGGGUUGCAACGUACUUUCUCUCUCUGUGUGGCUUCGUCUCAUACGCUCCGUCCUCGUUGGUGUUAAGCGGCUUCUUCUUCGUUGAUUUUCGGCGGCUAUUUCUUCCGGUCGGCGGACUCUGGCAUCGAAACUUGUAAUCGAAAUUUUAAUAUUUGAACGAUACCAGAAGAAUCGAAGUUUUAGUCCCGAUUCCCAUCGAUUCUCGAUUCUCGAUUCCCAACCCUACUCAGGAGUUCAGCUGAAAUCAAAUCUUUCGAAGUAUUCAAGGUUAUCAACUCAAAUUUUAUCCACCUUAGCCAAAAGUCUGAAAUGAAGACAAAAAAAUCUGAUUUGUGCAUCAUAACCUGCGGCGUGAACUUAGCCAUAAACUCUUCCUCUCUUUCUCUUCCUGCAGGAUAUGCGACGGCGUCCAGUUCGGAGCAGGAAUCCGCUUCCUGUGACCUCCUCGCUCCAGCAGGGACCGUGGUGUGAAAAGGGAGAACCGUUUUGUUGCUUGUCACCUGUAAUUGUUGUAGAGUGUGUCGCACUAGCAUGGGUCCUACAGUACGUCCUGGUAAAAGGUGCCUGACCGCCCCCCCACCCCCAACCCCGAAACCCUCGCCUCCUUCGAUAAGCACCGCAUUAGGCUUUUGAACAACAACAACAACGGCGUGCCAGUGCUGCUUCGUAAAACUAGUGAAACUUUUUCCACUACAGACUCGACGGCCUUUCACUGAUCGGAGAGUAAAGCAGGUAGAAGAUUUCUUUAGCAGUAAACUCGAGUUAAAACGAUCACGGCGGGUCUUUUUACGGCGUAUCGGAGCGUCUUCUCGGGGACAAACUUCAGAGUCGUGUUUCUUUCUUUAGUUUGAGUCUUUUUCUUCAUCUCCAGCACCGGCACGUUAUCCUGGGAAAAGUCAUCUACGAGUGACUUUUCUCUGUAGUUUAUUAUUUGUCAGAGAUUUUGGGAAAUGUCUCCAGUUUGCCUUUUUAGGGCUGCCUCUCACCCAGGAGCGCCACCGUCUGUUUUUUUGUUGUUUCUGACAGUAAACUGCUCACACGCUCUUCUCCUGACCUGCUGUUGUGCUGUGUGAUUGAAGAAUUACAGCAGCCGGGGAAUAAAACCAGACAAACCAGCACUUUAUCAGUCCAAAUCGCGCUUUUGAGAGGAGGUCAGACCCGCAUUUGAGGCAGAUUGUUCUAAAAAUUUGGAUCUGAUGUGAAAAAAGAAACAGCAGGUUGAUCUCUCAGGCAGACAGCAGUUUGAGGUGGGGAGCUCGUACCACGCCCGCCCGCCCGCCCCGGAGCGACAUCCACCACCACCACCAGUGCUCUUACUGUUCGUUUUCUUUUUGAUGUUGUUGAAACAGAUUCACCAAUAAAUCACAGCUGCUCCCCUGGCUUCUCUCUGGAUCCUUUGUGGCGUCUCGACGAUCGAAA
Xyrichtys novacula (pearly razorfish) is the source of this 10242-nucleotide messenger RNA. Lineage: Eukaryota; Metazoa; Chordata; Actinopteri; Labriformes; Labridae. The record is from the annotation of a GenBank genome assembly.